This is a messenger RNA of Helobdella robusta, 504 nucleotides long. RefSeq lists its product as hypothetical. The transcript has 2 exons. The record is from RefSeq and is a predicted model, not a curated record. The coding region runs from base 1 to 504 and encodes 167 amino acids. NCBI's taxonomy places the organism in Eukaryota, Metazoa, Annelida, Clitellata, Rhynchobdellida, Glossiphoniidae.
AUGGAUACCGAUACACUGCGGUAUAGAGUAAAACGAGAGAGUGGACAGAUCAGCCCUAGAAGAACCCUUCAACCAGAAUUAGAAUCCAGCGCUAGGGGUAUCAGACAAAUGAUUGAAGCAGAAUUAGUACCACUCAAACAAAUCAUCUCUGAAAAAACCAAAAAAAUAUAUGUCAAAGUAUAUGUUAAAGAAAUAAGAAACAAAGAAGAAAUUUUGGAUAAAAAAAUCAAAACUGAUCUAAGCAGAUUCAGGACCGGACACCUUCUGGCAAUGAAAGGCACGCAUCUGACUCACCACGGAAAGCACAAUGUAGACUAUGUGAAGAAGAAGAUGAAACUUCCUCACACCUGUGGAGGCGGUGAAGAUGGCGUUGGAAAUCUUCAAAAAACUAGAGGCGGUGAACAAAUGAUCCAGGAUCGAUUGAGAGACUAUUACAAAAACAACAACAGCAACAACUCAUCCACAACAUAUCAACUAGCCUAUCUGCGGUUUCAGAGACAAUAG